Metarhizium brunneum ARSEF 3297 is the source of this 855-nucleotide messenger RNA. RefSeq lists its product as uncharacterized. NCBI's taxonomy places the organism in Eukaryota, Fungi, Ascomycota, Sordariomycetes, Hypocreales, Clavicipitaceae. The record is from RefSeq and is a predicted model, not a curated record.
AUGCCCUCCAUAGGCCCCCAACUACCUACCUCACCACCCAAGCGCAAACGGUCCUCCUCACCGCCCAAGCACACCUCAUUGCCACCCGCAAAACAAGCCCGCGCCAGCAACAACGCCGACGAGAUCGACCUCUCCGACUCCGACUCCGACUUGUCCUUCGGCCCCCCCGCGCCGCCAUCAACAACCACAGCCCCAACCAAGCCCUGCCCUCCCGCAAAACCAGACUCGACCUCCCUCCCCGCAGACUCAGACUCCUCCGACUCAGACUCCUACGGCCCAAGCCUCCCAACAGCAACCUCCAAACGGCCAACCAUCGGCCCCAGCCUGCCGGCAACAGACCCAGCCCCCCAAAGAGACUCAUGGAUGCUCGCGCCCCCCUCCUCAAGUGGCUACACGGAGCGCGACCCGACGCGCAUGCGCAACCGCAAAUUCACAUCCAAGCCAGCAACCACAUCCUCGGGCCCGUCAUCAAUAUGGACAGAGACGCCAGAGGAGAAGCUCAAGCGCCAAAGAGACGCGCUGCUAGGCCGCACAGCGGAAGCAAGCGCCGACGGAGGCAGUGCCUCCCAGCGCACCAAGCACCAGGAGGAGCGUGACCGCAAAAUCGCCGCGACGAUAGAUGCCCACCGCGGCAAGAGCCUGUACGACGAGCACUCGCGCAAAAGAAGGGAUGACGGCGCUAAGAACGGCCGAGCGGCGCACGACAACGACGACGACGACGACCCCAGCAAGAGGGCGUUUGAUCGGGAAAAGGACAUGGCUGUCGGGGGCAAGAUAGGCGAGAAGGCGAGGAGGGAGUUGAUAAACAAGAGUGCCAAUUUCGGGGGCAGGUUUCAAAAGGGUUCCUUUUUAUAA